AUGAAGGCUUUUCUGUCCGCCCUUGUUUCGGCUUCCUUUCUUGCCGGCGCUGUCUCGGCUCAGGCUCGAAACAGCAAGAACCCACACCCAGCACACACGCAAGUCGACACGCUAACACGUUCAGACAACACCGUCUCCCACGCACCCUCUCUGAUCGACCCUCGAACCUUGUAUCCGCAGCGGGUCAUCCUCCCCGACCAAGGCUUCCCGGGCCUUCACCGGAACUGGGACCCUCCCAUCGACAGCGGCGAGCAAUCAUAUAUCGGCACCGGCCGGCUCAAGGGCCGCAAGGCCCUCAUCACGGGCGGCGACUCCGGCAUCGGCCGAGCCGUCGCCAUCGCCUACGCCCGCGAAGGCGCCGAUGUCACCAUCAAUUAUCUCCCAGAAGAGCAACCCGACGCCGACGAGGUAGCCGCACUAGUCGAGGCCGAAGGCGUCCGCUUCUUCGCCAUGCCCGGCGACCUCCGCAACGAAACCUUCUGCACGAGCCUCGUGCACCGCGCGCACGAAGCCAUGGGGGGCCUCGACAUCCUGGUCAGCAACGCAGGCUACUUCGUCCAGCACUUCAACAUCUCCACCCUCUCCACCGCGCAGAUCCUCCAAACCUUCGAAGUCAAUGUCUUCGCCUCCUUCUACCUCGUCCGCGCCGCCGCGCCCCUCCUCCCGCCAGGCUCCUCCAUCAUCUUCACAUCCUCGGGCAUGGCCCGCCGCCCGCACGGCGCCGCCGUCGACUACGCCGCGACCAAGGCCGCGCUCGUCUCCAUGGCGCAGACCCUGGGCUUGCAGCUGGGCCCGCAGGGCAUCCGGGUCAAUGCGGUCGCGCCGGGGCUCACGGCUACCAACUUCCUCACGUCGCAUGGCCUGACGACUGAGAACGCGGAUACGGUCGCCGCCCAGCUGCCGUUGGGGAGGAUUGCGCAACCCGCGGAGAUCGCGCCGGUUUAUGUGAUGAUUGCCGAGGGGAGCAGCUCGCAGUCGAUUGCGAGUGCGUACGGGGUUAAUGGGGGGAAUCUUUCUUUUUAG
This is a messenger RNA of Chaetomium globosum CBS 148.51, 1023 nucleotides long. RefSeq lists its product as uncharacterized. The record is from RefSeq and is a predicted model, not a curated record. NCBI's taxonomy places the organism in Eukaryota, Fungi, Ascomycota, Sordariomycetes, Sordariales, Chaetomiaceae. Bases 1 to 1023 code for a protein of 340 amino acids. The transcript has a single exon. Gene Ontology annotation, molecular function: oxidoreductase activity.